This is a messenger RNA of Folsomia candida, 1720 nucleotides long. Its product is annotated as solute carrier family 25 member 35. The transcript has 11 exons. NCBI's taxonomy places the organism in Eukaryota, Metazoa, Arthropoda, Collembola, Entomobryomorpha, Isotomidae. The coding region runs from base 192 to 1124 and encodes 310 amino acids. The record is from RefSeq and is a predicted model, not a curated record.
CAUGGCCUUCACAUGCUGCAUUCAUUUUGUUUUACCGUCAACCGUUGCCCGCAAUCACCUCGUGUUAAAAUAUUUGAAAUAUAUAUGUAAACUGUAAAGAUAUAUUUUAAGAAUUCGUACCCUGUGAUAAAUUAUAGAUUGAGACAAAGCUAGAACCUUAAUCAUCCAAGUAUUGUUAUUUAGUGAUUAUAAUGGAGCUCGUCAUUGGAGGGAUGUCUGCGGUUUUCGCUGGGAGUUUUAGUAACCCUCUAGAAGUUAUUAAAAUUCGAAUGCAGUUACAAGGUGAACUUCAAGCAAGGGGAAAAUAUGCUGUCCAUUAUCGGAAUGCAUUUCAUGCUGCAUAUAUUAUAGGGAGGAAAGAAGGAAUUUUCGCCCUUCAAAAAGGGUUGACGCCAGCUCUGUUCUACCAAUUUGUCAUGAACGGUACACGGCUUGGAAGUUAUCAACUAGCAGAAAAACAAGGGCUCACUAAAAGAAAAGACGGAACGGUCAAUCCCUGGGGUUCAAUCAUUGCAGGUGCCGCCUGUGGUGCCUUUGGCGCUAUCGUAGGAUCUCCCUUUUACCUGAUAAAAACUCAUUUGCAGUCGAAAACUAACGUAAACGCAAUCGCUGUGGGUCAUCAGCAUGAAUAUACGGGAGGGAUGGCCCAGGCUAUUAAAUCCAUUUACUCAAAAUUCGGAUUUACUGGUCUUUGGCGAGGUAGUUCGAGUGCCGCUCCAAGAGUCGCAAUUGGAAGUGCGGUACAAAUGGUAACGUUUGAAAAGGCUCUAGAAUUCGUCCGGGCCAGCGAGUAUAUCCCUCAUAAUGGACCAUGGAAGACUGCGUUUUUUGCUAGCUUGAUAUCUGGAGUUUUUGUUACCAUCAGUAUGGCGCCAUUCGACCUCGUCGCCACAAGAUUUUACAAUCAAGCAGUUGAUAUUAAUGGAAAAGGUCUGCUAUACUCCUCAGUACUUGACUGCAUGCGAAAAGUUCACCAUGAAGAGGGGAUUUUGGGCUUCUAUAAGGGAUGGACAGCAAAUUACUUUAGACUAGGGCCACACACACUUUUGCUGCUGGUUGCCUGGGAUCGAUUAAAGCACCAUCAUCGACUUUACGAAGAAAAGAACAAAGGCUUAAAUUUAUAAUGUUAAUAUUUAAUAACAACUGAAUUGGAGAUGGCCACUAUCAUUAGUUUAGGAAAUUAUAUUUUUCAAAUGCAAAAUAAGGUGAAAGCUACAAAGACAAAACCCGUUUUAGGAGCUUUACCACAAAUUGUUAUAUAAUUUCACCAUAUACAAAGCCAAAUAGUCCACUACUCUCUGAUGCUAUCACAAAACAGUAUACAUAGUAGUAUACGUAUUUAUGCAGAAUUUAGCGAUAAUGUUCUAAACAAACGGUUGGCCGCACUUUUAAUGAUUAUUUUUAGUAAAUUUCAAUUGCUCACAGAAAGUGUAGAACUGUUGAAUUUACUUAGUACGCGAAUUGAUGACAAAAUGAUACUUACAUAUGUAAACUGCACUCUCUUGUCAAUCCUAUCAAAGACACGUCGCUAAUCAGUAUUAAAAUAUUUCGAUGUAGCGAAAUAUAGACUGCGUUUCGAAUAACUAUAUACAAAUUUACCAUUUAAGUUCAAACGAUAUAUUACAAAAAAUGUGUCACAAGUCAGACUCGAGUUUACAAAUCUUACAUUUGGACGAGUUGAUUGAUUGAUUCAACAAAAUAAAACGCUCUUGAAGAAAAA